CAUUUUUACAUUCCAAUGAGACGCGUUGGUGUUAUCAUUGUGCUUUAUUCAGGGAUGCUGGAAGCUUUACUUAUACACGUUGGACCACCGAAACUGCAUACUGACUGCUGUGUCGUGGUUGUUUAUUUUGAAGACCACACUUUUCACUAUUUGUUGAUCACCAUCACCAAUACACGUGGUGAUUGGGCCAGGCUUAUGCUUUAAGGCGGCGCUGUUGCAUGAGCAGUAUAGUGCCGUGUAGACUGUUGACAAGCACAUCGGCUACACAUCCGAUCUAACGUACCUGUACUGCAUGUGAAUGUACUGUACAUGUACUGUAUAUUGUCCGGCACAUCGGCUAUACGCCUAUCAACGGACAAGUACGCUACAGUGUCACUUUAUAAUGUUGGUCUGAUCACCCUCAGCGCGCAUAGUAAAAACCUCGAUCUUACGUCUGGUUGGCACCCGGCCCCUCGCGUUUGGAAACGAACACCUCAAGAAAUUUUUCCGACUCGCCAAUAAACUUGCAGCAUUCAUGAUAAGAUGGAGAGGACUGGAGAGGUCUUGGAGCAAGGGCGCAGCAACGGGGUACAACCGCAGCACCGCAUUUUACCGCCAAAGCAUCACCAUCCCUUCUACAGUCAAGCCAUGACAUCUACAUUCUCUGUCAGUCAUGCCAGACGGCAAGAGAUCUUGCGUCGUCUGGAGAUGAUGAACGGGCGAGAUGAUUAUGAUUCCGAUGAAAUGGAUGGGGAACUGAAUUAUGGGGAUGAAGAGGAGCUGGAAGAAGACAAAUUGACAGCUGAGGAUAAAGAAAUUGACUUGUCCCUCAGACACCUAAACACAAGCAAACUGAGUCCAAACCCUCAUCCGAUAUUCCCUCCGAGGCAUUAUAAAACCUCACCACCCAGACAUCCAAAGACUCCUCCCCCGGUAAAUGGAGGCCCUGUUCACUAUGAAUCUCACAGAAGAAGGAAAUCACUGUCGCCCACUUCAGCAAUUAGAGAAUAUGCUGCACAGGGUGACAGAGCGUGUGAUAGGUCUUCACUAAAGCGAUCGUCUACAGAGAGGUCUUUGGAGAGACCCAGCGUUGAGAAGUCACCCUCAGAAAGUCCCUCCUCACCAGAGACCUCAGAGAGGUUCUCACAAGGAAGAGGUUGCACAGAGAGAACCCCCUUCGAGAGGUGUCAGAGUGAGAGGUGCUCGUCUGAUGAUGAGGCCAACUCUCUCAGUUGCUCAAACCAACCAGAGGACUAUUCCAUUAAACUGGAGAAACCCUCCGAUUCCAGCCUGUAUUCUGAAGAUGAGAACAACAUCUCUGAAGACACCAAGCCUGUCUCACCAACAGUAUUCAAGGAGGCAGGGAAGCCGGGGGUAGGAGGGCAGUCAGAAUGGACCUUUGAGGAGCAGUUUAAGCAGCUUUAUGAAUUGUCUGAUGAUCGAAAGAGGAAGGAAUUUCUGAAUGAGCUGUUCUCAUUCAUGCAGAAAAGAGGUACACCAGUUAACCGUAUUCCCAUCAUGGCUAAACAGGUGCUAGACCUGUAUGAGUUAUUCAACCUGGUUACAUCCAAAGGUGGUUUGGUGGAGGUUAUCAACAAGAAACAGUGGCGGGAGAUUACCAAGGGGUUGAAUCUCCCAGCUUCCAUUACUAGUGCUGCUUUCACCCUCCGAACACAAUAUAUGAAGUAUCUGUACCCCUUUGAAUGUGAGAAGCGCAAGUUGAGUACUCCAUCGGAGCUGCAAGCUGCCAUUGAUGGUAACCGGCGUGAAGGUCGUAGGCAAGUCUACACCACCAAUGCAACUGGUUUUGGGCUGUCACCGCAUUCGCCUACCCUGCCCACCAUGAUACCCCACCCAUCAGUCAUUCCGCACAAUGUUAGGGACUCGCCAGAAUUUGAAGAAGAACGUGACGCCAGGGAUUUUCCAUUCUCCAGAUCAUUUAUGCAGCCACGGAUGGCUAAACACCCUAUGAAGCAUGCCCUCUAUGAGGAGCCACUCACACCACCACCAAAGCGCCCUCUGUUGACUGAUGAGCAGCACCAUCGCUACCUGCUGCAGCAACAGCAGCACCAGAUGGUGCCUCCUGCUGCACAUAUCAAAGUCACAAGUAAUCACGCUCAGCGUGACACAGGUCUCCCCCUAUUUGAGCUCCGUGGAGAUAAUUCCCUUAUCGUCAGCAUUGAGCUUAACGGGGUGCUCUACCAAGGGGUCCUAUACCCCCGAGGCACCCCUCUUCAUGUCCUUACCAACAGGGCAACAGGGUCAUCCUCCUGAGGUACCCCCUCGCAUCACGUGAUCUGACCAUGUAUGAUCGACCAAGUCUUUCAUUUUUAUACACUUAGCUCUGCAGUAGCAGAUCCAUGUAUAGUUAAGUUCUCUGAAUGGAGUCGGUCUACUGCCAUAUGGUUUGUAUAUACAUGCAUAACAUUGUAUAGGGGAUUGUAAAGAUCAUACAUGUCCCAGAGAUGUGUGGCUGUCCUCUAGACAUCUCACUCCCAUUACCAUAGCAAUUUAGGGGUUGUGUACAUUUUGUGUCUUCAGAUCUUCAGGGCCAAACUUCUAAGACCCUACAACAUGCUGCAUGGAUGUUUGAUCGUUCCUGUUUUAAUCAUCUAGUUUGCAAGCAUUCCCAGAAACAUAGGUGCCACUGAGCAAGGUUUAAUCCUUUAAGAGCAGGGAAAAAUUAACUCAAUCAACUUUUUCAUUGAUACUCUUUUAGUGAUGCUAAUGCCGCACAUUUUUGUAUGAAAGUUUACUAACCUCCAUGUUUUUCUCACCAGUUUAUGCAGUUCAAAGCUGCUGUUCUCAUGCAUCAUGAAAUUUGCCUUUUAAAGUAACAAGUUUUUGUCUUCGUUGGUAAUACAAAAUAAAAAGAGUAUGUUAACAGACUGGCUUUAGAAAUGUUAACAAGGAAAUUUUUAAAAUGAUGGUCAAUUGAACUAAAUUGUCGGGUUCACACACACACAAACCUACACAAAAUUCAGUA
Messenger RNA from Acanthaster planci (crown-of-thorns starfish), 2965 nucleotides. Its product is annotated as AT-rich interactive domain-containing protein 3A-like. Gene Ontology annotation, cellular component: nucleus. Gene Ontology annotation, biological process: regulation of transcription by RNA polymerase II. NCBI's taxonomy places the organism in Eukaryota, Metazoa, Echinodermata, Asteroidea, Valvatida, Acanthasteridae. The record is from RefSeq and is a predicted model, not a curated record. Gene Ontology annotation, molecular function: DNA binding.